Molecule: messenger RNA, 2502 nt
Organism: Aspergillus affinis
Lineage: Eukaryota; Fungi; Ascomycota; Eurotiomycetes; Eurotiales; Aspergillaceae
Product: putative proteinase
Exons: 8
Coding region: 1-2502 (833 amino acids)
Source: RefSeq, a predicted model, not a curated record
AUGGAGUUGGAAAUAACCAGGGACGAUGGUGCAUGGGUUCAAUACUGCGAUUCGGGGAGAUCGCUCCCUGUAACUACAAUCUACGAGGGAACCAGCCGCAAGGAAUUCACGGCGUUCAAGCGCAAGCUAGCCGAGCAUUUCUCAUCGGACUCGCUAUUUUUCCAGUACGACCCGUACAAGCUGCCGACAACUCGGUAUACACCCAACCACGCGGAGUCGCUGUAUCAACACCCCCAACAGCGCGAGAACCAAUCCGUUCACCAUUUCAUGCGCCACCUCAGCGGCUUGGAGGCAGUGAUGCCACAUCUCUUUGACGAAGCCGAGCGAUCUAUGAAGUUGUGGGAAGGCGUUCUGCCGGAAACCUGUCAGAAUUCAGAGUUACAUCCCAACGAAGACUCGUUCCAUGCCUUGGUCGCCUCCUUGGAGAAGGCAGAGGCUUCGCUGCCCGAGAGAGUCCGGGCACUGGGGGCGCUAUCCCCCCGAGAGGGCAUCCUACCAGAAGGAAGUCGAAAAGAUGACGCAGCGUUCACCGAUUGUCAGCGUGUCGUCUCUCCAGGGUUUGUGGUUUAUUCCCCGCGACGACAUGCGGUCCGGUCUAUUGCGCUGGCGCUGAUAGCGCUAGUGCUGUCGAUAUGGUGGCUGUUCCCCUCUCAUAUAUUCGAGAGUCUUAGCGAGCCUGGAGAAGAAUUCAACUGGAACCAGAUUACUCCGUCGCCGUCAUUGCAAUACCAUGACUGCUUUGAGGGCUUUCGGUGCGCCCGUCUGGAAGUGCCGAUGGACUACAAUCGACCGGACGGGAAGGGCCGUCGCGUGGCAAUUGCAGUUACACGCCUCCCAGCCAGAGUGCCGGUGACGGAUCCUCGCUACGGGGGUCCGAUCUUGAUUAAUCCCGGCGGUCCCGGUGGCUCCGGCGUGGCGCAGGUCCUACGCACUGGCCGAAACUUUCAAACCAUCGUCGAUGCAGGCGUUGAUCCAACGGCAGAGCACGACCCAGAAAGUAGCCAUUACCAAUACUUCGACAUCAUCGGGUUCGACCCUCGUGGAGUGAACAACACUACGCCCGGGUUCGGCUGCUUUCCCAAUCUCUUCUCGCAGAAGAAUUGGGAACUACAGGCCGAGGCAGAAGGCAUGUUGAGCAGCUCCAGCGAUGCAUUUGUGCGUAACUGGCAGCGCACGCUCGCUCUGAACACGGGGUGCUCUGCGAGGCUGUCUGCAGUGCCGGAGAACGAGCAAGAAGCGCUAGGAGAGCAUGUAAAUACCCCUCCGGUCGCUCGCGAUAUGCUUGAAAUCAUCGAGCGACACGCCGAGUGGCGGGAAAUGCAAGGCCAGGCGGAACAGGUUCGAAGCGACCGUCUAUAUGGAUCUGAUGGGGAACAAACUAUCGCAAGGCGCACAAAAUGGAAUCGCGGUCAUGAGAAACUACUCUACUGGGGACGCUCUUACGGCACCAUCUUGGGGUCCAUCUUUGCGAAGAUGUUCCCCGACCGCAUUGGGCGAGCCGUACUUGACGGUGUCGUUGAUAUUGAUAAAUACUACUCGAACAAAGGGCACAACUCCAUCAUCGAUGCAGAUCAAAUCUUCAAUCAAUUCGCACGUUAUUGCGCUACCGCGGGCGCAGAGCGUUGUCCGUUUUAUCGCGAGGGUGGAGAGGCAGCAAUCAAACAGGCAUAUCGCACGUUGGAAGACAAGCUUUACAAUGCCUCUAUCCCCGUUCCUGCAUCGGACACGCGAGGACCAGAAAUCAUCACGUGGACGGACUUGAAGCUGUCUCUUCGCAUCGCCAUGUAUCAACCCCUGGUCGGAUUCCCGCUACUAGCACGACACGCGAAGUCACUCUCGGACGGAGACGGGACUGAGGUCGCCGAUUUCAAACAGAAAAGCCGUCAACCCUCUUGUCCGUCCCCGCAGUGUCUUUUUGACGGACCGUGGUCGAUCUCCUGCCAGCCCUCCGGGACGAACGAAGCCUAUGCGAGCGCGGCAGUCCUCUGCACAGACGCGGAGUAUCUGCAGGCAAUGGACGAAGAGGGGUUCCUGCAAGACUGGGAAAGACUUCGAGAAGACAGCACCAUGCUUGGGGACUACUGGGCCCACAUCGGGCUGGGAUGCAUCGGAUGGAACGUGAAAGCCAAAUGGAAGGUGCCAGGGCCCUACUCUGCGAAUCUUUCACACCCACUGCUGUUCGUCAGCAACCUGCUUGACCCGGUCACACCGCUGCGAAGCGCGGAAAAUAUGGUCCAGAAAUUCCCCGGCUCGGUUUUGCUCCGACAGGACUCGGAGGGCCAUUCCACCCUCUCGGCGCCCUCCCUGUGCGUCAAUAAAGCGAUCCGCAAAUACUUCCAAACCGGCGAGUUGCCCCAGCCAGACACUGUCUGUCAGGGUGAUCUGGUUCCUUUACUCGGUGCACCACACCAAAUUCACGAUAUGACGGUGGAAGAUCAGGAACUGUGGAAUGCGAUUCUCGACGAUGCCCGUCACGUCCAGAGUCAGAGGACACCCCUCUAG